CAUUUAACUCCACCAGUGGUAAAAGUAAGUCUCCUUCUCUCUCUUUUCUUUUCUAGAAACCCUUUUUCUUCUGUCUUUAUUCCCUCAGUCUGUGUACCUUGUUUACAUCACACCCUCUCUCACACACCGUUUCUCUUCAACUGCCCUCUUUAGUUUUGGUAACUAUUUCCUGCUAAAUCUAAAACUUUGGUUUUGUUUUAUCUCCGUUUGGAAGAAUACAAUCAUCUCUUCUGGGGGUUUUCUAUAUAUUGAUCUUCACUUUUCCAUCUUGGGUUUUGUUUCAUCUUCUUUUAGGUACUCUAAAAAUAAAUACCAUCUCUUUUCAUCCAUCUGAUCUUAAUUUCUGUUCAAUCUCCAACUUGGAUUUGCUCUAUUUUCAUCCAUCUGGGUAAUUUAGAAAUUCUAUCUUCUUUUGCGGGGGGUUUUCAGAUUUUGCAAUUCAAUGUCUUCUCAAGGUUAUGCAAUUCAACUCUUCUUUGAUCCAGCUUUAGAAAACCAAGUUUUAAAAGCAUGGAAUGUUUUAGCUCGUAGACAGAUCAGUACACAGCUUAUAGAAAUGGAAUCUAGACCUCAUAUAACUCUUCUAUCUAGUCCUGUACUUGAUCCACCUAAACUACAAAACCUUAUAAAGAACUUCGCUUCAAAGCAAGAGCCAUUAUCAUUGUCUAUGUCUGCAAUUGGGAGUUUUCCUGGUGAAGGAAAUGUUUUGUUUCUUUCACCUAAUCCUACUUCAUCACUACUUCAAUUUCAUGCGCAAUUAUGUGAUGCCCUGCGAAAAGAGAAUAUUGAAAUUGGUGAGGAGUAUUUGCCAGAUUCAUGGAUACCUCAUUGUACAGUAGCCAAAGAAGUGCCAAGGAGUAGGAUUGGUGAAGCUUUUUGUAUUUUAAGAGAUCUGAAAUUGCCUAUUUCUGGCUAUGCUAUGGAUAUUGGAUUGGUUGAGUUUUCGCCUGUGGUUCGAGAGCUACUGUCCUUUCCUCUUGGGGAUGCAUUAGAAGCUUAAGAAAAGGUAUUAGAAUUGAUUUAACUAUUAUUGUUUUCAUUUAAUUCAUUAGAAUUUCAGAUGUAUUUCCAUUUGUUUGUGUUGUAGAAAUGUAGUUUUGUUCAACAUAAUGUGGUCUAGUCAAUUUGCUUAUGUCUAAUUUAUUGUGUUGUUAAUGUAUUGGAUUAUACAUUUUGUAUUAAUUUGAUUCAGAUUAUCAAAAUCUUUUACCUCUGGUGAUAUUC
Molecule: messenger RNA, 1224 nt
Organism: Papaver somniferum (opium poppy)
Lineage: Eukaryota; Viridiplantae; Streptophyta; Magnoliopsida; Ranunculales; Papaveraceae
Exons: 1
Coding region: 443-1000 (185 amino acids)
Source: RefSeq, a predicted model, not a curated record